Molecule: messenger RNA, 1770 nt
Organism: Coniosporium apollinis CBS 100218
Lineage: Eukaryota; Fungi; Ascomycota; Dothideomycetes
Exons: 5
Coding region: 1-1770 (589 amino acids)
Biological process (GO): transmembrane transport; monoatomic anion transport; borate transport
Cellular component (GO): plasma membrane
Molecular function (GO): solute:inorganic anion antiporter activity
Source: RefSeq, a predicted model, not a curated record
AUGUCACAAACUCCUUCUCCUGACCCUCUGGAGCUGAGUCGAGAAAAGUCUGGCGACGACUACAGUUUCGAUGGUCUGACAGGGUGGCGAAAAUAUCGUGUCUUGCGGCCGGGUCGAGGCAUGUACCAUGACGUCAAGCGACGUUUGCCAUACUAUCCGAGCGACAUUACAGAUGCGUUGACUUACCGGGUCAUUGCAAGCACGAUACGGAUGUACUUCGUCAAUCUUCUCCCAGCUAUAGCAUUCACACUCGACAUGUACCGGCGGACCGGCGAGUUCUACGGUAUUAACGAGGCUCUGUUUUCUUCCGCACUCGCUGCAAUGGUAUUCAGCAUUCUGGGCGCGCAGCCCCUUACCAUCGUUGGCAUCACUGGUCUGAUUGGGCUUUUCAACUACACAAUCUACGACAUUGUAGUGAUCUACGACGCUUCAGUCUACCCGCAGGUCAUGGCUUGGACCGGUAUUUGGGCCGCUGUCUUCCAUUGGAUGGUGUCUUUCUGGAACCUCUGCGAUUACAUGCGGUAUGUCACGGACUUUUCCAGCCAGUCUUUCGGCAUGUACGUGGGAAUCAUCUACAUCAUCAAGGGUGUUGAAGAACUCAUCAACGAAUUUACCUACGGCAGCAGAGCUGGCUUCCUUGGUUGCGUCAUAGCAAUGCUCUAUUUCGGAACCAUCUACGGUCUCGAGAAGCUAGGUGGUAGCACUGUCUUUAAGCCUUGGUUCCGUGGCAUACUUGCUGAUUACGCCUAUGUGAUUGGCACCCUCUUCUGGGUCGGCUUCUCUCACAUCCCCGGUACUCUCAAGGACACAGAUCUCAGCUAUGUUCCAGUCGUCCGAGCCUUUCAUCCCACUCAACCGCGGAGUUGGCUGAUAGAUUUCUGGAAUCUCAAUGCCACCUGGGUCUUUGUGUCCCUACCCUUCGGCUUCCUGGUCAUGUUACUCUUCUAUUACGACCACAACGUCAGCAGCCUUACCGCGCAAGCGCGCCAGUACCCUCUCAAGAAGCCGGGCGGGUUCCACUGGGACUUCUUCCUGCUCGGCUGUACCACGUUUGUCGCUGGUCUACUCGGCUUACAGUUGCCGAACGGCUUGGUACCGCAGGCGCCUGUGCACACGGAUUCUCUGACCGUGUACGAGACCGAGCUCAAGAUCAUCUCAACGGAAGAAGGGGAAGGUGCGGAGAUCAGGAGACCGAUCGUCAGGGCCGUCGCCGUCGUCGAGCAACGCCUCUCCCAUUUCCUCAUGGGUCUUGCGAUUAUUGGAACGAUGACCGGGCCGCUGCUCACUGUGCUCCGUACAAUGCCUGCUGCAGUGUUCGCGGGUGUCUUCUUCGUUGUUGGAUGGGGCGCAAUCGAGUCCAACGGGAUGCUCGAGAAACUCAUCUUCCUGAUGUCCGAGGAUCGCUUCAUACAGCGCGAUGAGCCGCUCCUGACGAUACAGAAGCGCAAGAUUUGGAUGUGGAUUGGUAUCCAAGCUGUCGGCGUAGCGGUCACAGUAGCGAUCUCGCAGACUAUCGCCGCCAUAGGCUUUCCCGUCCUCAUCACAGCACUGAUACCGCUACGGACAGCCGUCUUGCCUAAGAUCUUCUCAAGAAAAGAGCUUCAGGUGAUGGACGACCUGACCGCCAACAGCGAGACGGUCCUCGCCAGUCUCGGUGGUGCCCCCACACUUCCAGAGAAUAUACGUGCUGAUGAGUAUGGGCUUGAGCGCCGCUAUUCUGAGAGUAGACGAGGUGUGUCAAGGCAGCGGUCGGGAAGCCUGUAUCAAUAG